Molecule: messenger RNA, 2372 nt
Organism: Panonychus citri (citrus red mite)
Lineage: Eukaryota; Metazoa; Arthropoda; Arachnida; Trombidiformes; Tetranychidae
Product: frequenin-1-like
Exons: 7
Coding region: 887-1456 (189 amino acids)
Molecular function (GO): calcium sensitive guanylate cyclase activator activity; calcium ion binding
Source: RefSeq, a predicted model, not a curated record
GCGAGUGAGAGAGAUUGAAAAUGUUGGAAGCAACAAAUUAUUUCAUGUUAGCAUCUGAAGGCAGUUGAAGAUUACGAUUCAUAUUAAAUGUUAUAUGUUUGCAUAGUCGUUUUAUCAUCCAUUCAACACUCACCUUCAUCUUCAUCAGUCUCACUCUCUACCUUUCCACCUCCUCCUCCUCCUCUUUUCUCCUCCAUCACUAAUAUUACAUUGGCUCUCUCUCUCUCUCUCUCCCUCUCCCACCAAACUCACAAUUACCAUUAUUAUUGAUCAAUAAUAAUGAUCAUCACCAUCAGUUUCAUCAUCACUUAGUUUAAUUGAACUUGUGUGAGUUGAUAGUUAUAUGUUUUUUUUGCCAACGUUGUGUUUUAACAACAAUUAACCAAGUUAACCAAGAAUCAUAUUAAAUAUAUAUUAUUAUUAUUAUUAUUAUAUCUAAAUUGUUGACUAUUAAGGUUGAGAGUAUUAAUCAAUAUUAUUUGAUAUGUUUGGGACUUUGGAUUGCCAUUGGUCAUCAUCUCUAUCAUUAUGAUUACAAUUAAAGUUUUACUUAAUUGUUUAACCAAAUAUGCAAACCAUAUAAUCAUAAUAUAAUAAACACAACAACAAUCAACCAGUUUAACCGAGCCAGUUAAUCAAUUUCGUAAUUGUAACUGUUAAUCAAUUUUACUUCCUAUUGUUUAUUAUCAUCAUCGUUUCUCAUUCAACAUUUUCUUGAUUGUCUUUUUGUGAUCAUUAUUGAAAUUGUGUCUCCACAUUGUGUUGUUAUUAUAAAAGUUAAUUAAUUUCUCUCUGUGCUCUAGUUUUCGGUUAAUCAACAACAACAACAACAACAACAACUUCGUUAGUUUAAUUGUCACUGAUCAAAAUUUAACGAUCAAAAUCAAUGGGCAAGAAAAACAGUAAAUUGAGCUCGGACGUUGUCUUCAAGCUGACCAAAGAAACUUAUUUUACGGAAAAGGAAAUAAGAGAAUGGUAUAAAGGAUUCAAAAAGGAUUGUCCAAAUGGUCAUUUAACAGAACAGGGAUUUUUUCGCAUUUACAAGCAAUUCUUUCCUCAUGGUGAUCCUUCAAGAUUUGCAUCUCUUGUUUUCAGAGUUUUUGAUGAAAAUAAGGAUGGUUCCAUUGAAUUUGAAGAGUUUAUCAAAGCACUUUCUGUGACAUCUCGUGGUAAUCUUGAAGAGAAACUAGUCUGGGCAUUUAAAUUGUACGAUGUUGACAACGAUGGUUUCAUAACUCGGGACGAAAUGUAUAAUAUAGUUGAUGCUAUUUAUCAAAUGCUUGGUACUCAUGCAAAGCCUGGAGAGGAGGAAGAGGAAACACCAAAGGAAAGGGUUGAUCGUAUCUUUGAACAAUUAGAUAAGAACCAUGACAACAAGCUCACCUUGGAUGAAUUCAAAGAGGGAUCCAAACAAGACCCGAAGAUUGUUCAAGCUCUUUCACUUUAUGCACCUUGAGAAGGAUGAUUAAGGUGGAAGAUGAAGAUGAUGAUAAAGGGAGAAAAAAAGAUAAAAACAAAAACAAGGAUGAGAGAGAUGAAGAUGAUGAUGAUACAGAUGAUAACAUGGUGAUGCCAGGGAACAAAAGAUUGAAGGGAAACAACAACAAUCAACCAAGAAGAUGAUGAUGAUGCUCAUGAUGAAUGAUAAACAACAACAUUCAGAGGAAAGAUAAUGAUUAUAUAUUAACGAUCAAGAGGAAGAUGAGUUAUCAUCAUUAUCUUCAUCAUGUAUUUACUCAACUUUUACCAUUGGAACAUGAAAACGGAACUUGUUGAGUUGAUGGAAGCGAACAAUUAGUUAAUUGUUCUGCUGACAAUUAACAUCUUUUUAAUGGAUCGUUUAAAAGCAAUGUAAUAGUAAUACAAAUAUACACACACACACAUAAAGAAAAAGCUUUUAAUCAAAUUAAUACUCUUACAAUUAACAUUUCACUUUUGACCGAAGGUUAAUCAUGUAAUUCUGAUGGUCAUCGAAUCUUUAUCAUCCUUAUCAUCUUCCUCUCAUCAUCAUCUCUCAUCUUCAUUGCCGAUAUUUUUGUUUCCUAAUUUUAUCCUUUUCGUUAAUUAUUAUCAUUAUUAUUGUUGUUUUACAAUUUUAAUCAUUGUUAACUUAACAAACUCACCUUAAUUGCUUAACCUUCAACAAUUAUACACAUUGACACAAUUCAGAUUUACACUAAUUACAUAUGAUUAUCAUGAUUAAUAUAUUAUGGUUACUAUAUUAUUGUUAUUAUCAUUGUUAUUAUCAAUAUUAUUAUAAAUAUUAUAUAUAACAAUUAAGGAAAUCACUGAAAAAGCCAAGACAAACUUUCACCUCUCUUGUGACAAGACAAUUGAAUCAACAAUUAAUAAAAUAACUAAAUCAAAAAGAA